ACAAUGGAAACCUUUACAAAACAAGAAACUUACAUCCGGGAAUUUGAUCCACAUGAUUACUUUGACACAUAUUAUAGUCCAAAAGCAGGAGCUUUAUCUGGGGAAUGGUUAAAAUUUGCCUUAACAAACCUCCAUGAAGCUUUCUCUCAAGGUGGUGUCAAAGGAAAAAAUCUGAUCGACAUUGGUGCCGGCCCAGCCAUCUAUCAGUUACUAACGGCUUGUGAGGUUUUUGAGACCAUAAUCACCUCUGAUUUUCUUGAGCAAAACCGUACUGAGCUCCAAAAAUGGCUGAAAAAUGAGCAGGGGGCAUUAGACUGGAUGGAAAUAGUCAAAUUUGUUUGUAACUUAGAAGGAAACAGUGAGAGCUGGGAGAAAAAAGAAGAGAAACUCCGUAGAACAGUGAAACUGGUUCUAAAAUGUGAUGUGCUAAAAAGGAAUCCAUUUGAGCCCCUAAUUCUACAGCCAGCCGAUUGUAUAAUAAGCUGCCUUUGCUUGGAGGCACCGUGUCAGGAUGUGGUGUCCUACUGCACGGUCUUGAAAAAUUUAAAGGACUUGCUAAAACCUGGUGGUCAUAUUCUAAUACAGAGUGCCCUAAAUAGCACAUUCUAUUUUGUUGGUGAAAAAAGAUUUUCUUCAUUGAAAUUAACAAAGGAGGACCUUAAGAAGGUUUUUGAAGAAGCAGGUUAUGAAAUUGAGAAAAUUAUAGUUGCCCCACGUGAGGAUAUGUCAAGAAUGGACAUUAGUGAUUACGACAGCUAUUACUAUGUCCAUGCCCGUAAACCACUUACUGCAUAAACACAGCACCAUGCCUUACAAUUGUUCAUGUCUGACAUUGGGCAACAUAUAUAUUGUAUUCAAUGUGACACUAGGUAAACAAGUGUGCUUUAACUAUAAUCCAUUAAUCAUUCGCAAGGGUUUGAUCAACA
Molecule: messenger RNA, 926 nt
Organism: Spea bombifrons (plains spadefoot toad)
Lineage: Eukaryota; Metazoa; Chordata; Amphibia; Anura; Pelobatidae
Product: indolethylamine N-methyltransferase-like
Exons: 3
Coding region: 4-795 (263 amino acids)
Cellular component (GO): cytosol
Molecular function (GO): N-methyltransferase activity
Source: RefSeq, a predicted model, not a curated record